Molecule: messenger RNA, 1018 nt
Organism: Eutrema salsugineum
Lineage: Eukaryota; Viridiplantae; Streptophyta; Magnoliopsida; Brassicales; Brassicaceae
Product: endo-1,3;1,4-beta-D-glucanase
Exons: 7
Coding region: 73-792 (239 amino acids)
Molecular function (GO): hydrolase activity
Source: RefSeq, a predicted model, not a curated record
ACGUGUGGUUGAUUGAUCUACUACAGUCCGUUUUAGACAACGAAGCUAUGUUUUUGGUCGGCGAAGAGAGAAAUGUCGGAUCAUCAGUGUACCGAGAACCCGCCUAAUCUGGAUCCAAAUAGCGGGUCGGGUCAGGUCGAGAAACUAGGCGGCCUCGACACUUACGUCUCUGGUUCCACUCAUUCAAAGCUCGCCGUUGUUCUUGUCUCUCAUGUUUUCGGAUAUGAAACUCCACAACUGAGGAAACUUGCUGACAAAGUUGCAGAAGCUGGUUUCUAUGCGGUGGUUCCCGACUUCUUCCAUGGAGAUCCCUAUAAUCCGGAGAAUCAUGAUCGACCACUUCCUGUCUGGAUAAAAGAUCAUGGACAAGAUAAGGGUUUUGAGGACUCAAAGCCAGUAGUUGAGGCCUUGAAGAACAAAGGCAUAACUGCAAUUGGAGCAGCAGGGUUCUGUUGGGGUGCAAAAAUCGCAGUGGAAUUGGCGAGGCAAGAACUUGUUGAAGCUGCUGUUUUGUUACAUCCUUCUCGUGUUACGGUGGAUGAUAUCAAAGAGGUCAAAGUUCCAAUUGCUGUAUUAGGAGCUGAAUUUGAUCAAGUGUCUCCUCCAGAACUUGUGAAGCAAUUCGAAGAUAUUUUUGCUACUAAACCUGAGGUGAAGAGCUUUGUGAAGAUAUUCCCGAGAGUCAAACAUGGCUGGACUGUUAGGUACAACGAGAAUGAUCCAUCAGAAGUUAAAGCAGCAGAGGAAGCUCACAAGGACAUGCUCGCUUGGCUCAUCGACCAUGUCAAGUGAGAACUUGGAACUGUCUAAGCUUUUGCUCUGCACAGAAUCAAUAAUGAGACCUAGAAGCUGUAAGAAAACUGUUAUGUGUAUUACUGUUGAAAACAAUCAAUGUGACUAGUAGUAUCUUUAACCUUCCUCAGGGUUGGUUUGGUAUGUUCUUGAGUAGUGCUAAUGGACCUUUGGGCCAUAGCCUUAGGCCUCGUCUUAUAAUUAUUGAAAUAAUGGGGAGGACCAA